CAUGUUUACAAAGCUUGUGCGAAAUUGAAUGUUGUUUACAAAACAUGGUGGCACACAGCAGCGGUUCACGAAACUCUGAAUUAAUGGAAUAACCCUGUGUAUUGAUUGUAUUCUUAAUUCUGAUAUUUUUUAUUCGAUACUCAUCAGACCCUGUAGCAACAUGUCAUCCGUGGAUGAAGACAGUGUUCCGGAACUUCCUCCAGAUUCCCCGGGAAGCUCCGUUUCCAGUAGAUUGAUGGAGGAAUAUGAGGAACUGCUCAAGCACGCAGUGGUCAUCCCGAACUAUGACCCCAAACGAAUCCCACACACAAUGACAGAGGUCAGGGGGUCGUUUCCACAGGCAACGAGAGAGAAGCUUGUACAGAUUCAAAGAGAAGAAGAAUCAGAAGAUGAUGCAGACACAACACCGGUGGUUGUCAAGGUAACCAGAGAAGCACAACUUCCUGACUUUGGUCAGAGUCCUAUUGGUUCCCAGCAUUCUGAGCAGUCGGACCAAGAGACGCCGCGUAAUGCCAUGUCUGCUGAUGAAGAGCAGCACAGAGUCCCACCUCCUCUCUUUCAAUCAAAGAACACCAGCCAAUCAGAGAACCAGGAGCAAGGUCAAAGGUCAUUCCAUAGUGAAGGUCAAAGGUCGUUUAGAAGUGAGGGUCAAAGGUCGUUCCAGAGAGAGCAGAACACGAUAGAGACUGAAUACAUGUCAUCCAUUGACCCAGACGUCACAAAGAUGGAGGGAAUGCUGGACCAAUGGACCAUAGAUCUAAAAAGAAAUGUUUUGGCGGAGUUUAGUCAGGCCAAGAUUCGCAUUGUGGAGAGGAGUAAACAGACACUUAUCAGGGAGCAAGAAUGUUCUGCAUCAGAACGCGCAAACCUUCAGAAUGAGAUAGAGAGAAUGAAGGAACUGAUGCACACGUAUGAGACGUCGAUUCAGCGCAAAGACCAGGUGAUAUCAAACCUGACGCAGGCGCUCAGUAAACAAAAGGACAAAGAGGACGCCAUGAAAACGUUCUCCGAGUGGAAGGUCCAACAUGUAGACCUCAAAAGGGAGAAAUUUGCCGAAAAGCUUGCAAGUCGCUACCAUGAGAGGCGGCUUCAACAGAAGGUGUGGGAGGCGUGGCAUUCGGUCAUCGAAAACAAGUGGCGGUCCCGCGUAGAGAAGGCGUGUCAGGCCAAGGCACAGGAAGUCUGUUUACAGCUGACCAACGACUACGAGGCAAAAGUGGCAGCGUUGAGCGAGGAACUGAGUGCAGCCCGCGAGGAGAUAUGUGAUCUACACAAACAGCGUGACCAAUAUGAGGAGGCCAUGAAGAAAGCGUUCAUGCGCGGUGUGUGUGCACUCAACCUUGAGGCCAUGACCAUAUUCAACAAGGACGACCAGAAAGAAAACAGGCCCUCUGGAGACCUUUCUGACAAUUUGGAGAGCAGUUUGCCGGACAAAGACUUCAGCGCCCCAAAAACCAUCCCCCAGGAGGCAGUGUUUACCUCAAGACCUGAGCAUGAGGCCCAUGCCCCCAAGGUCAUUACAAGUCAAGGAUCAAGGUCAUCCACACUUUCUAGUAUGGCCCAGUCCAAGGCAAACAUGGCAGCUUCAAGGGUGACAAGUUCCCAAAAGGGGAAAUUGAUUCCAGCCAAAGUGACCAGCAAGAUUGACAGCCAUCGACCCAGUUCUGCCACAGUGGGUGGUGUCAGAACUCCUCGCCCUGCCUCCUCAGGGGGGUCACGACCUGGUGACCUUGGGGUCAAUGGUGUGGCUCCGCCCAUGAGUUCUGUUAUUGUAGAGAGACACCAACCUGUUUCUAAGGAAACAAUCGGAAAAGCCACCGCAGUGAAGUACCCCAGCAAAAAGAGCACCACCCUGGCAGAUUAUUCACAAGGGGGUGUGUCCCACAGAAAGAUUGCUGGACAGACGUCAUCAGGCCCCGCCCACUUACAAACUGUAAAAGUAGUGGACUAAGCCUAAGUGUGAUAUUCAUAACUAAAUAUACACAAAUAUUUUAUGCAUUUAACUUAUUUCUAGACUAGAAUGAUACACUGUUAUCAGUUUCGAAUGGAAAUUAAGUUAUUAUACAAACAUCUAUGAAAGGAUUUUUUA
This is a messenger RNA of Magallana angulata, 2089 nucleotides long. RefSeq names its product centrosomal protein POC5-like. The transcript is spliced from 12 exons. Gene Ontology annotation, cellular component: centrosome. The coding region runs from base 161 to 1951 and encodes 596 amino acids. The record is from RefSeq and is a predicted model, not a curated record. Lineage: Eukaryota; Metazoa; Mollusca; Bivalvia; Ostreida; Ostreidae.